Messenger RNA from Lecanosticta acicola, 1195 nucleotides. Lineage: Eukaryota; Fungi; Ascomycota; Dothideomycetes; Mycosphaerellales; Mycosphaerellaceae. The record is from the annotation of a GenBank genome assembly.
AUGGCAGGCCCAAUCAGACAGCAGAUUGACCUGGACAGUCUAGCGAAAUACAUCGAUCAGACCGUCCCCAAAAUCAAGACCCCCCUGGACGUCAAGCAGGUCAGCCCCCACCGGUCGUGCCUCUUACCAGAACACAGCUCGGGACAACUCUGACUCGCCUUCGAUGUAGUUUGGAUAUGGACAAUCGAACCCAACAUACCUCCUCACCGAUUCCACGGGCGCCAAAUAUGUCAUGCGCAAGAAGCCUCCGGGCAAGCUCCUCUCCAAGACCGCCCACCAAGUCGACCGCGAAUUCCGUAUCAUAAGCGCCAUGCAGAACACCGACGUCCCCGUGCCCAAGGCAAUGUGUCUGUGUCAGGACGAUAGUGUGAUUGGAACGGCGUUCUACAUCAUGUCCUUCCUCAACGGCCGUAUCUUCGCCGACCCCUCCCUGCCCGACGUAUCCGCAUCAGAUCGGACAAAGAUGUGGAAAUCGGCCGUGACAACCCUCGCCAAGUUCCACCGAAUCCCGCCCAAGAGCGUAGGAAUGUCGGACUUCGGUCGGCCAGAUAACUUCUAUAACCGCCAAAUCAAGACUUUCGCUACCCUCUCCGUAGCCCAGGCAGAGACAAAAGAUAUCGAGACAGGCAAGCCAGUCGGAAAGAUCCCACACUACGACGACAUGGUCGAGUUCUUUCGAAAUCCAGCAUACCAGCCCAGAGACCGCGGGACUUUUGUCCACGGCGACUACAAGAUCGACAACGUCGUCUUCCAUAAAACCGAGCCCUACGUGAUAGGCGUGCUGGAUUGGGAAAUGGCCACGAUCGGCCAUCCCAUCUCCGACAUUGUCAACCUCACAUCUCCUUUCGCGACGGCCGAAAACGACCUCGCCACAGCAGCCGGUCGAAGCAACCAUGCGUUCGCCCCAGGCGUUACUCCCGGCUUGCCCACAAAAGAACAAUGUUUGAAAUGGUACCAUGAAGUUGUAGACUUUGAGAUCAAACCCGAGGAAUUGACGUGGGGCGAGGCUUUUGGACUGUACCGGGGUGCUAUUAUUUGUCAGGGCAUCGCGGCACGGUAUGCCGUUAGGCAGGCUAGCAGUGAGAAAGCACGAGAUUACGGUGUACAGAUGCAUCCCUUUGGAGAACUGGGGUGGCAAUUUGUUCAGAAGGUUAAGAAGCAAUCUGAUGAGGCUAACGGGAAGGCGAGGUUAUGA